Molecule: messenger RNA, 495 nt
Organism: Penicillium alfredii
Lineage: Eukaryota; Fungi; Ascomycota; Eurotiomycetes; Eurotiales; Aspergillaceae
Exons: 2
Coding region: 1-495 (164 amino acids)
Source: RefSeq, a predicted model, not a curated record
AUGUCCUGUACAACAAACCCGCUCAACGAAUGCCCCCUCCACAGCGACGCCAUCCUCCCAAUGCAAGACCCAUACAUGAACCAAAUAAUCAACAGAACAAAGAACCACGAAUUCCGCAAAUACCGCCUCAAGCCUGAAGUGAAACGAAUCUGGUUCUACCGCACUGCGCCCCACUCCAGCAUCACACAUAUCUGCGAAACCCUGCCAGCUCGAACCCGGAAUCAUGCUGAUGAUGCGCCCCUCCAGGAAGAUGGACUCGGUAAUGCAGAGUUCAAUAAUAGACACAAGGACUGGAUCGGGUAUGAUUUUGCUUAUCGGAUGGUUUCCGUUUAUGAAUUGCUGCGUCCGAUCACGCUCCGGGAGAUGAGGGAGAAGUAUGGGUUUAAGGCGGCGCCGAGGGGGCUUGUUUAUUUGCCUCAAUCGAUUCGGGAGAGUGUUAAAUGGCAGGAGCAGAAAUUAUUGUUUCGUCAAAGGGGACAGUCUCAGGAGAUCUAG